UGAGAAACAAAUCAAGCAGAACGCGCGUUCUCACUGUACGACGAACAGAAGAAUGAUCAAUACAACACAAACACACACUUGCGCCUACCUUUUCUUCCAUUAACAUCAUCACCUAUUCAACAUGUCAGUUCAACCGGCUCCUUCCACUUCAGCCGGAACUGGUCAAUCACCAGAAGAGGCUAGAAGGACGACAGCUUUAGAAGCAUACCGGAAAGCAUUGAAAAAUCACGAAGAUCUUUCGACAGGUUUGAAAAAGCUACGAUUUGGAUUGAAAGAUCUCGAUCAUGAUUUCAAUAAAACAGAGGAUGAUAUUCGUGCUUUGCAGUCUGUAGGACAAAUCAUCGGAGAAGUCUUGAAACAAUUAGACGAAGAGCGUUUCAUCGUAAAAGCAUCUUCAGGUCCUCGUUAUUUGGUGGGAUGUCGUAAUUCAGUUCCCAAACAUAAACUUAAAGCAGGCGUUCGUGUCUCACUCGAUAUGACCACUUUAACAAUCAUGCGUAUCCUUCCGCGCGAGACUGACCCAAUGGUCUAUUCGAUGAGCAUGGAAGAUCCUGCAGGUGCAAGUUUCGCCGGUAUUGGUGGUUUGAGCGAACAGAUUCGUGAAUUGAGAGAAGUGGUGGAAUUGCCUUUACUGAAUCCCGAAUUAUUCUUACGUGUGGGAAUCAAACCUCCAAAAGGUGUUCUGCUGUAUGGUCCACCCGGAACAGGAAAAACACUUUUGGCAAGAGCCGUUGCAGCAACUUUGGACGUUAACUUCUUAAAGGUUGUGAGUAGCGCAAUUGUGGACAAGUAUAUUGGUGAAUCUGCUCGUCUUAUUCGCGAGAUGUUCGGUUAUGCAAAAGAACAUGCACCUACGAUCAUCUUUAUGGACGAAAUCGAUGCAAUUGGUGGAAGACGGUUUAGUGAAGGAACGAGUGCCGAUCGUGAAAUUCAAAGAACAUUGAUGGAAUUGUUGAACCAAAUGGACGGUUUCGAUGUCAAUUCGACAACAAAGGUUAUCUUUGCUACAAAUAGACCUGAUACUUUAGAUCCAGCAUUAAUGCGACCUGGACGUAUCGAUCGUAAGAUUGAGAUUCCACUACCAAAUGAUGCCGCAAGACUGGAAAUCUUGAAGAUUCAUGCAAAACCUGUGGCCAAGAGAGAUGAAUUGGAUUAUGAGGCAGUGGUGAAAUUGACAGAUGGAUGCAAUGCUGCCGAUUUGAGAAACGUGAUCACAGAAGCAGGAAUGUUUGCUAUUCGAGAUGAUCGAUCGUUCUUGAUUCAAGAAGAUAUUGUCAAAGCAGCCCGUAAGGUUAUGGAAGCCAAAUCUCACGAGAGUCAAGCAGAUUACAGUCUAAAGUCAUAAUAAUCUUGUAAUACCAGCACAGAACCAGAUGAAAUCAUAUACAUUAUUGACA
Meira miltonrushii is the source of this 1397-nucleotide messenger RNA. RefSeq names its product 26S proteasome subunit P45. Lineage: Eukaryota; Fungi; Basidiomycota; Exobasidiomycetes; Exobasidiales; Brachybasidiaceae. Gene Ontology annotation, cellular component: cytosolic proteasome complex; proteasome regulatory particle, base subcomplex. Gene Ontology annotation, biological process: positive regulation of RNA polymerase II transcription preinitiation complex assembly. The transcript has a single exon. Gene Ontology annotation, molecular function: proteasome-activating activity; ATP hydrolysis activity; ATP binding. The coding region runs from base 122 to 1345 and encodes 407 amino acids. The record is from RefSeq and is a predicted model, not a curated record.